AUGCCAAAAGGGGGCAAGCCCAAAGUCCAACACACACCGCGUCGGUCACGUGGACGCGUUCCCUUUCUUUGCCGCGCAUACAUCCACACUCUCGUCGACGUUGUGGCCGUCAUCCAGCCAGGUUUACAGCAAAGAGGAAAACGCCUAAGUGACGAGAGUGGAAGGCAGUUGACACAAUCUGCGACAGCUGCAUCGCAUUCGUCCACACAGGACUCGGCUUUUCCUGUUCUCGCGCCCCAAGAGCAAUCUCGGACGCAUUCAUUAUCUCCAGUGCGAGAUGGACAUGACAACGGGAGGCGCUCUACGACACUUGUUAACACGUCGGGAGUUGAGCAGCAGGGCUAUAUUACCAACAAUGAUGAGCACAGCUCUGGUAUUGCUGCGAGAGUGAAUCUACCCACACAGACCUCGGUGUUGUCUGAACCUGUAGGCGAGGAACUGUCUCGCACGCAAUCAGUAUCUCCACUACAGGAUGUAUGUGACGAUACGUGGCGUUCUGAAACGCUUGUCGACUCGCCAAGCCAAAAUGAAGGCGAGGACAAGCUUGGCGCUGGCAUCUACGAUCCGAAAACUGCAACGGCAGAGAUACGAGAGCGUCCCGUUUUACCCGAGACUCCGUAUUCCCUGCCGGUUUUUGAGAAUCUUCGUCCUGGCACGCCCUGUAAUUCUGGAGACUCGCUCACCUCUGAGCAAGAACUUCUCUUUCCCUCAGAAGAGCUACCCAAGCCAACCGAAAACGACGAUUACCUGCAUACGAAUGUGCAAGACUCGCGCGCAAUGACGGUUAAUACCGUCAAAGCAGACUGGAACAUGGAAAACGAGCUCUCAAUAAUGGAGAAGCCUGAUAGCAAGUCCGACACUGCAGACGGAGAAAGGAGCGAGCUCAAAGACGUGGACGUCGACACAGAACAUGCACGAGAAGCGUCGAGAUUGGAACGGUCACGUGAGGAACCACCCCAACCAGGGGAUGCAGGGAGCAAGGAGACACACGAUGAAGCCAGUAUGGACGUUGACCUGGAGCCGGUUCCGAAGAAUAUGCGUGAGCUGCUCGCAUGGAUAGAGAAGCGUGAGGGCCCUCUGGACAACCUGCUCUUGAUUGGGGAGCAGAUCAAGGCAGGAAUGGAGAAGUAG
Fomitiporia mediterranea MF3/22 is the source of this 1131-nucleotide messenger RNA. RefSeq lists its product as uncharacterized. Bases 1 to 1131 code for a protein of 376 amino acids. The transcript is spliced from 3 exons. NCBI's taxonomy places the organism in Eukaryota, Fungi, Basidiomycota, Agaricomycetes, Hymenochaetales, Hymenochaetaceae. The record is from RefSeq and is a predicted model, not a curated record.